Naumovozyma castellii is the source of this 1134-nucleotide messenger RNA. It is a transcript of the gene ARC1, whose product is annotated as Arc1p. The transcript has a single exon. The coding region runs from base 1 to 1134 and encodes 377 amino acids. Lineage: Eukaryota; Fungi; Ascomycota; Saccharomycetes; Saccharomycetales; Saccharomycetaceae. The record is from RefSeq and is a predicted model, not a curated record.
AUGUCUGAUCUACUAACCAGAUUCCAAUCCCUUUCUAUCGCUAAGUCCGCGGUCUCUCUAUCCAGAGAUCAAUCCGCCUUGGCCACUCAAUGGGAGUCCAUAAUUAAAUCAAACCAAUUGCAACAAAACUUGGAUCAAAUUAACUUAUUCCUAAGAGAUAAUGCCUUCCUAUGUGCCACAGCUCAACCCACUGCUACCGAUGUGAUUGUCUUUGAACCAUUGUUCCCAUUGAUGAAACAAUUGGUCUCAAGCACCAAGGAUAUCUUGCAAAUUUAUAACAGUUACAGACAUAUCCUAAGAUGGUCUGAUUUCUUACAAACUCUAUUAUCUGUUCCAGCCGCUGAUCAAUUGAGUUUGAACUAUGAUUUACAAUUGACUCACGAAAUCGUGGAAAAGAAGAAGAAACCUCAUGCCGUUGAUAAUACCGCCAAGAAACCAGCUGCUGCUGCCGCUGCUGAAUCCAAGGGUAAGAAGGAAGCCGCCACAUCUGGUCAACCAAGAGGUAAGCCUGAUGAAGAGACUUUAAAAAAAUUAAGAGAAGAAGCUAAGGCUAAGAAGGCCGCUAAGAAGGCUGCCAAUGCUGCUGCUCAAGCUGAAAAAGAAAAGAAGGAAGCUGAAAUGCCACCUGUAUCAUCCAUUGAUUUCCGUGUUGGGUUCAUUCAAAAGGCUAUAAAGCAUCCUGAUGCUGAUUCUCUUUAUGUUUCAACUAUCGAUGUCGGUGAUGAAGAAGGUCCAAGAACUGUUUGUUCUGGGUUAGUGAAACAUUUCUCCUUAGAAGAAAUGCAAGAACGUUAUGUCGUAGUCGUUUGUAAUUUGAAGCCAGUCAACAUGAGAGGUAUUAAAUCUACUGCCAUGGUUCUUUGUGGGUCUACUGAAGAUAAGGUAGAGUUUGUUGAACCACCAAAGGGAUCUCAUGCUGGUGAUAAAGUCUUCUUUGAAGGUUUCGGGAAGGAAGAGCCAAUGAAACAAUUAAAUCCAAAGAAGAAGAUUUGGGAAAGAUUACAACCUCAAUUCUCCACUAAUGAUCAAUUGGAAGUUACUUUCAAGAAGGAAGAUGGUACUCUCUUGAAAUUAACUAAUAAUGAAGGCCAAUCUUUCAAGGUGGCUUCUAUUGUUAACGCUAAUGUCCGUUAA